AGUCGUGAGGGAUUGAGCUCUGCUCCCCUCACUCCAAUCUCUCAAUUAUUCAGCCACCAGAUCCUCAACCAAGCUUUCUCUAUCAUGCACUGUCACAUGCAGGUGUCGAUGGAUCAUUAAUCACCAUGAAAAACACUUUCGCACAGGCACCGAAUAGGCCCUUGGCAGUUUAUGAUGUGACAGUGUGGGUGUAAGGUGGCACAAUGGCUGCAAUGAUACCACCUGUGAAGUUAAAAUGGCUGGAGCACCUCAACAGCUCCUGGAUUGCUGAGGACAGCGAGUCCAUCUCCACCCGUGAAGGGGUUGCUCUGCUGUACAGCAAGCUUCUGACCAAUAAGGAGGUGGUUCUUCUUCCUCAGCAGGUGCUGUGUCUUAAAGGCCCCCAGCUGCCAGAUUUUGAGAGGGAGUGUUUGUCCAGUGAUGAACAAGAGCAUUAUUUGGAUGCGCUGCUGGCCAGUCAGCUAGCCCUGGCCAAGACAGUCUGCUCGGACUCGCCUUUCGCCACUGCCCUGCGCAAACGCCUGCUAGUCUUACAGCGAGUGUUUUACGCAAUUUCUAAUAAAUACCAUGACAAAGGCAAAGUCAAGCAGCAGCAGCACUCAACCGAGAACACUCUGGGUUCUGCAGACUUACAAGCUGUUAGUGAGCGACCCCGCUCUAGUACGGAUGCCCUUAUUGAGAUGGGCGUGCGGACGGGUCUCAGCUUGCUUUUCGCUUUGCUCAGACAGAGCUGGACGCUUCCACCGGCAGGUCCAGGAAUCAACCUCUGCAACGAUGUCAUCACUACAGCCAUCGAAGUGGUGGGUUCCCUUCCACCGCUCUCACUAGCCAACGAGAGCAAGAUUCCACCUAUGGGCCUGGACUGCUUGGCACAGGUGACCAUGUUUCUGAAAGGAGUCACUAUGCGGAACUCGGGGGCAGAUGUUGUGGGAAGGAGGCUUGCGUGUGAGUUACUCCUUGGGUUGGCGGCGCAAAGAGGAUCGCUGCGCUACCUGCUGGAGUGGGUUGAGAUGGCUCUAGCAGCAUCAGCCACCGUCAACAGCCUGGAGCCCAACCAGGCGACACAAAGCCAGGAGGGACUAAUGGGAUACGACUGCUUCAUGAACAUUCUAAUGCAGAUGAGACGUUCACUGGGUUCAUCUGCUGAUCGCAGCCAGUGGAGAGAGCCGAAUCGCACACCUGAUGGCCUCUGUUCCCUAUAUGAGGCCGCACUUUGUCUGUUUGAGGAGGUGUGCCGUAUGGCUUCGGACUACUCAAGAACAUGUGCGAGUCCAGAUAGCAUCCAGGCGGGUGAGGCGACUAUGGUUUCUGAAACCUGUGAGGUGUACGUAUGGGGCAGCAACAGCAGCCACCAGCUUGUCGAGGGCACACAAGAGAAAAUCCUGCAGCCUAAACUAGCUCCCAGCUUUAGCGACGCACAAACGAUUGAAGCUGGCCAGUACUGCACUUUUGUCAUUUCCUCUGAUGGUUCAGUCAGAGCGUGUGGUAAAGGUAGCUAUGGCCGCCUGGGACUGGGUGACUCAAAUAACCAGUGCACUCUUAAGAAGCUGACUUUCGAACCUCACCGUGCCAUUAAGAAAGUAUCAUCGUCCAAAGGCUCGGACGGCCACACGUUGGCAUUCACCAGUGAAGGUGGGGAGGUGUUCAGCUGGGGUGAUGGAGACUAUGGCAAACUAGGUCAUGGGAACAGCUCAACUCAGAAAUACCCUAAACUAAUACAGGGCCCUCUACAAGGAAAGGUGGUGGUUUGUGUGUCAGCAGGUUAUAGACACAGCGCUGCAGUCAGUGAGGAUGGAGAACUCUACACAUGGGGAGAGGGGGACUUUGGUAGAUUAGGUCAUGGUGAUAGUAACAGUAGGAACAUUCCCACACUAGUUAAGGACAUCAGUAACGUGGGUGAGGUUUCCUGUGGAAGCUCCCACACCAUUGCUCUGUCUAAAGAUGGACGUACCGUCUGGUCCUUUGGAGGUGGAGACAAUGGUAAACUGGGCCACGGAGACACCAAUCGUGUGUAUAAACCUAAGGUGCUAGAGGCGCUCCAGGGAAUGUUCAUACGCAAAGUCUGUGCUGGCAGCCAAUCCUCUCUGGCCCUGACCUCCACUGGACAGGUGUUUGCUUGGGGAUGUGGUGCAUGUCUUGGCUGUGGUUCGUCUGAGGCUACAGCUCUGAGGCCAAAACUGACUGAGGAACUUGCCACAACCAGAGUAGUAGACAUCUCAAUAGGAGACAGCCACUGCCUUGCUUUAUCACAUGACAAUGAAGUGUACGCCUGGGGGAAUAACUCCAUGGGUCAGUGCGGUCAGGGGAACUCCACUGGCCCCAUCACCAAGCCCAAGAAGGUGAUUGGAUUAGAUGGCGUUGCCAUUCAGCAGAUCUCUGCUGGCACCUCCCACAGCCUGGCAUGGACUGCUCUACCAAGAGACAGACAGGUGGUGGCCUGGCACAGGCCGUACUGUGUGGACCUGGAAGAAAGCACUUUCUCUCAUCUCCGCUCGUUUCUGGAGCGAUAUUGUGAAGGCAUCAAUAAAGAGAUCCCACCACUGCCUUUUCCAUCCUCCAAAGAACAUCAUAACUUCUUGAAGCUGUGUCUGCGCCUCUUGUCCAAUCACCUGGCUCUAGCAAUGGCAGGGGGAGUGGCCACCAGCAUUUUGGGGCGGCAAUCACGGCCACUCCGUAAUCUGCUCUUCAGACUGAUGGACGCAUCAGUGCCAGAUGAAAUUCAAGAGGCUGUCAUUGAGACUCUGUCAGUGGGAGCAACAAUGCUGUUGCCUCCUUUACGGGAGCGCAUGGAGCUGCUCCACUCGCUCCUUCCCCAAGGGCCAGACCGCUGGGAGAGCCUCUCCAAAGGACAGAGGAUGCAGUUAGACAUCAUUCUCACUAGUCUGCAGGAUCACACUCAUGUGGCGUCUCUGCUGGGCUACAGCACUCCUCCAGAUGCCUCUGAGCCUCCUGCUCAACCCUCCGACUCUACUCACAUGCCUGACACACACGCUGAUACACAUCCUGACACACACUUGGCGGAGAUCCUAAUGAAAACUCUGCUCAGGAACCUCGGCUUUUACACGGACCAGGCUUUUGGAGAGCUGGAGAAGAACAGCGAUAAGAUCUUGCAGGGAACGUCAUCAUCUGAUAGCAGUCAGCCUGCUCACCUGCAUGAGCUGCUCUGUUCCUUACAGAAGCAACUACUGGCCUACUGCCAUAUCAACUGUGUUACAGAGGGUUCCAGCAGUGUUGCACUCCUCCAUAAACACCUGCAGUUACUGUUGCCUCACGCCACUGAUAUCUACAACCGAUCCACAACUCUUUUGAGGGAAAGUUCUGGAAACGGCAGCGUGCGUAAAAAGCUACGAGAUGUGAUCUACAUGUCUGCUGCGGGCAGUAUGCUGUGUCAGAUUGUGACGUCCUUGCUGUUGUUGCCUGUAUGGGUGGCACGGCCGCUGCUCGGCUCCCUCUUAGACCUGCUUCUCCCUCUGGACCGUCUCAACAGACUUCUGCCUGCCGCUGCUCCUCUGGAGGAGCAGGAGCUUCAGUGGCCACUACAAGGAACCCCAGAUCUGGGUGAUCCGCUGUGUGUGCCAGGGCCGGCGCAGUGCUGGGUGUGGCUGGUGGAUUUAGAGCGUACUGUCGCCCUGCUGGUGGGACGAUGUCUUGGUGGAAUGCUGCAGGGAGCUCCGCCCUCACCAGAAGAGCAGAACACUGCCCAUUGGCUCAAAACACCUCUCUUCAGUAACGGCUUAGAGACUGACAUACCCCAGCUUGAUGCUUGCAUCAGCUCUUUGCUGGAAGUGGCUCUUUGUGGAAAUGAAGAGCAAAGACCAUUUGACUGUCAGUUAUGUGCAGAUGUGACUGUGAUGGUGGAUUUGGCUCUUGGAUCGACUAAAGAACCCACAAACAGCCUGUGGACGAACAUGCAGGACUAUGCCAUCAGCAAGGAUUGGGAUAGUGCGUCACUGCCCAAUGAAGCUCUGCUAGAUAUGGUGUCUCGCUUUGUUCUGGCUGUUCUACUGAAACACACAGGGCUGCUGGGACAGGCUUGUGGAGAGGGGAGGUAUCAGCCAUGUAAGCUGUUGGCAGAGGUCUAUCGCAGUGUUUAUAAAGUGAGGAAUCGCCUGUUGGCUUGCAAGAACAUGGAGCUCGUCCAGACCCGGUCUUCAUCCAGAGAGCGCAGAAUCUCUGAUAAUGUGGACUCGCUAGAGAUGGACCCUCAGGAGCACUCGUUCACCCGUACCAUAGACGAAGAGGUUGAACUGGAGGAGAGAGAUCGAGAGAGAGACAGAGAGGAGGGACACCAUGAACAGGAAGAUGACGAGGAGGAGAGAGAGCAUGAGGUCAUGACUGCAGGAAAAAUCUUUCAAUGUUUUCUGUCAGCACGGGAAGCAACACGAGGAAGAGACCAGGAUCGACCCAGCAGCAUGAGUGGACAGGAAGAGGCAGCUCAGCCCGGUCUGGAACGCAGGAACAGCACAGCUCCUCAGGAAGGACAGGAUCUGUACACCACCGCAUGCAAUGCUGUCAUCCACCGGUGCGCCAUGCUCCUGCUGGCCGUCAGCAAUCCCCUCGCUCACAACAGUCAGCAACCCCUGGUGGGCGGGGCAAACCAGGAUGGAAGCGUGUUUAUGACAAGGAGCGAGAGCUUGUCUGCUGAAAGUCGGUCCAUUCAGAACAGUCCCAGUUACAGACUCACAAAAUCCAGGAGUGAGUCUGAUCUCUCUCAACCAGAGUCUGAUGAAGAAGGAUACUCACUGAAUGCGAGGAGGAAUGUGGAUCUGGAUUUAGCUUUUGUUCCUAAAAAAAGAGGCUUUCUCUACAGUUCUCCAGAUUCCUCUGCUGACUGGUUUGGAAGACACUCGGCACAUGAGUGUUUGUACAGUUCUUCACAGUCCUACGAGGAGUCCGACCUCGAUCUGAGCCAUUCGCUCAGGCUUCAUGCGCUCAUCGAGAACAUCGUGAACUUCAUCAGAGGAGAUAUUGGAAAUCCUCCUGUGUUCAAGGAACCAGAAGAGAGCGUGUCCACCAACCCGCAGGCCAUUAUAACAGCCAUGGGGCAGCAACAGAGCCGAGCAGAGUUGCGUCUGGAGGCCCUGCAUCAGAUUGUGGUGUUGAUUUCUGGGAUGGAGGAGAAGUGCAGCCAGGCGGUUUCUGGAGGUGGAGAUGAACGUACAGACCUCAGUUUUCACUCUGCCUCUCUGCUCACGUCUGUCAGACUGCAGUUUCUCUCUGGGUGUUUUAGCCUGGGUGCCGUCAGCAGUGGAGGACUGAAGGGAGAGAGUGUCCAACUGCACCACUACCAGGAUGGAAUCCGAGCAGCCAAGAAGAGUUUACAGAUGGACAUUCAGACUGCUGUGCAUAAGAUAUACCAGCAGCUAUCCGUCACAUUAGAGAGAGCCCUGCAAGCUAACAAACACCACAUAGAGGCCCAGCAGAGGCUGCUUUUGGUGACGGUCUUUGCUCUAAGUGUGCGAUACCAGCCUGUAGAUGUGUCCCUGGCCAUCUCCAGCGGCCUCUUGGAUGUACUCUCACAGCUUUGUGGUACAGAAACUCUUCUUGGACAGACUCUGCAGCUCCUGCACAAACCUGCGGGCUCUCAGCUCAGCACUGCUCUCAAAGUGGCCAGCACAAGACUGCUGCAGAUACUGGCCAUCAGCACGGGGACAUAUGCAGAUAGGUUGAGUCCUAAGGUGGUCCAGGCACUCUUGGAUCUUCUUUGUAGUCAGCUGAAGACACUGCUGUCUCAGGCUGCUAGAAGCACACUCAACUCAAGUCUAGAACUUCAGGAGAAAGCGGACGACUGCGCAGAUGAUCAGAAAAAAGAUUUCCGAGCAUUUUUACGCAAGAGACACACUGCAGAGCUGCACCUUGGAGACUUCCUUGUGUUUCUGCGUCGAGUUGUCUCCUCCAAAGCAAUCCAGUCUAAGAUGGCCUCUCCCAAAUGGACUGAAGUACUUCUCCACAUUGCCGCUCAGAAAUGCUGCUCAGGUGUUCCGUUGGUUGGUAAUUUGAGGACCCGAUUGCUAGCCCUGCAUGUACUGGAAGCUGUACUUCCUGCCUGUGAGAGCAGUGUGGAGGAUCAUCAGAUGACCCAGGUGGUGGAGAGAUUGUUCUCGCUGCUCUCCGACUGUAUGUGGGAAGCACCUGUUGCUCAAGCCAAACACACCAUUCAGCUGAAAGAGAGAGAACAGGAACUCAAACUACAGGGUGAGACAGAGGAAGAGGAGGAAAAUUUGCCUAUUCAGGAAGUGACCUUUGAUCCGGAGAAGGCACAGUGCUGUGUGGUGGAAAGUGGGCAAGGGUUGACUCAUGGCAGUGGAGGCAAAGGUUACGGUCUGGCAUCCGCUGGCAUUUCCUCUGGCUGCUACCAAUGGAAGUUUUACAUUGUGAAGGAGAACCGUGGAAAUGAGGGCACGUGCGUGGGUGUGUCACGCUGGCCCGUCCACGACUUUAACCACCGCACAACGGCGGAUAUGUGGCUGUACCGUGCGUACAGUGGCAACCUCUACCACAAUGGAGAGCAGACCCUCACUCUGUCCAGCUACACGCAGGGAGACUACAUCACCUGUGUGCUGGAUAUGGAAGCUAGGACGGUGUCCUUUGGCAAGAAUGGAGAGGAACCCAAACUUGCUUUUGAGGAUGUUGAUGCCACAGAACUUUACCCUUGUGUGAUGUUCUACAGCAGCAACCCAGGAGAGAAGGUAAAAAUCUGUGACAUGCAGAUGAGGGGCACACCCCGUGACCUGUUACCCGGCGAUCCCAUCUGUAGCCCUGUCGCCACCAUCCUCGCAGAAGCCACCACCCAGCUUGUUCGCAUCUUACACCGCUCUGAGCGCUGGACCCAAACCAUAAACCGCAGCAUCCUCCAGCGCCUCCAGCAGAUCCAUGGCUGUCUCCGAGAUGAAACUCACCCGACAGGGGCCACCAGACUGCGCAAGAGCCGCUCGGCACAGAGCCGUGAAGAGCAGGACGAGAAAGAAGAAGAGCGAGAUGGGGAGAGAGGAAGAUGCGGACGCCACGCAACAGCGGAGCUGUCUGAGACGCAUCUCCACACGCUGUGCCACCAGGUGUGGCCAGUGUUAGCUGUGAUCGGGGGAGUAGAUGGUGGGUUGAGGAUGGGGGGACGGUGUGUGCACAAGCAGACAGGGAGACAAGCCACUCUGCUGGGUGUUGUGAAGGAUGGGAGCACUUCAGCUAAGGUGCAGUGGGAUGAGGCAGAGAUCACCAUCAGCUUCCCCACUUUUUGGUCGCCCAGUGACACGCCGCUGUACAACUUGGAGCCCAUCGAGCCUCUGCCAUUCGAUGUGUCUCGUUUCCGCGGACUGACCGCGGCUCUGCUGCUGGACCUCACCACCCUUGCCAGCUUGCAGGACGACAGCCCCAGACCCGCCUCAGCUCGCCGGCACGAGCGCAGACACCGGCACGAACCCAACGAGGAACGCGAGGGUGAGCCGCAUGCCAAACCGACUGAGGGAACAGGCGACCUGCGUGUAUCUCACAGCUUGGAUGAGGUACGAGCCCGUGCGCCUCCCAACUCCCGCUCUGAGAGCGAGCUGGCGACCUAUACUCAGGAUGCCUCACAGCAGGCUCUGGCAGAAGGACGUCGCAGGCUGCAGGACACAUUGGGGUCACAGGGAAUCUCGCAGGAGGCGGCCGCGCAGGUUGAAGUGCAUGCGGUGCAGCAGUCCUAUCUGUACCUCGGAGCUAUGAAGACUUUGAGCGUGCUCCUGAGCUGCAGUAAAUAUGCAGAACUGCUGCUCAUCCCCAAAGUGAUGCCCGACAGCGGCCAUAAUGCAGAUUGCGCUAGCCCCGGCGUGAGUGUCUGUCAGGAGGAGGCGGAGCUGCGAUCGGCUCUGCAGUUCCUAAUGCGACACAUGGUUAAACGAGCAGUGAUGAGAUCGCCCAUCAAAAGAGCGCUCGGACUGGCGGAUCUGGAGCGGGCUCAGGCUCUGAUCUAUAAACUGGUGGUCAACAGUCUACUUGAUGAACAGGAAGGCUACAGCGCCAAACCAGUUGAAACGGAGUGUGAGGAGUUAGAGGGCGACCAACAAUUUCAGACACCAGUCACCACCUCCCCCUCAGCAUCCAGCAGCACCUCCUUCAUGAGCUCUUCACUAGAGGACACCACCACGGCAACCACGCCUGUUACCACGGCAACCACACCUGUUACAGAUGCUGAGACAGCACCAGCUUCUGAGUCACCUGGAGUGAUGCCUCUCAGCCUACUCAGACAGAUGUUCUCCAGCUACCCGACAACCACCCUGCUGCCAGUGCGUAGAGCUCAGACCCCUCCGGUCACAUCGUUGCCUACCUCACCAUCAGAUGAGCAUGGCCGUAGACAGAGCUUAUCAUCACCCGAGUCCCAGCCCGCCAGAACCACCAGCAGGACAGCAUUAUCAGACCCCACCAGUCGUCUCUCCACAUCUCCGCCACCACCUGCUAUCGCUGUUCCACUGUUAGAAAUGGGUUUCUCACUCAGACAGAUCAUGAAAGCUUUGGAAGCAACAGGUGCAAGUAGUGAGGCAGAUGCUCAGAACAUCACUGUACUUGCCAUGUGGAUGAUCGACCACCCGGGGACGGGAGACUCAGAGGAAGCUUCAGAUCCCUCUGGUGCUGCUGGAGGGGGUAAGAGUGGAGAGAGAAGUUACCUGCGUUCCCCAGAAGACAUCCCAAAUGCUGAUUCUGCAGAGAUGGAGGAAGGAUUUAGUGAGAGUCCUGAAAGUCUCGAUCAAGAUGCGGCCUCUGCCUCAGCCGGUCCCACUCCCAGAGGUCGCUCCGCAGCUAGCAGGAAGCAUCGCUUCGACCUUGCUGCCCGCACUUUACUAGCUCGUGCAGCUGGACUGUACCGCUCAGUGCAGGCGCAUCGAACCCAGGCACUUCGAGAAGGCUCUGGACUGCAGCAGGAGUCUGGACCUCUCGGGGCACUGUACGACUUUAAUCUAGAUGAAGAACUGGAACUGGAGCUGGAUCAGGAGGCCAUGGAAGCCAUGUUUACGCAGGAACUUGCAUCCGACUCGGACAUUCUGGGAAUGUGGAUCCCGGAGGUACUGGACUGGCCAACAUGGCACGUGUGUGAGUCUGAAGACCGUGAUGAGGUGGUGGUGUGUGAGCUCUGCGGAGUGAGCGUAUCCAGCUUUAACCAGCACAUGAAGAAGAGUCACCCGGGCUGCGGUCGCAGCGCCAACCGUCAGGGCUACCGCAGCAACGGUUCCUACGUGGACGGCUGGUUCGGAGGAGAGUGUGGAAGCGGGAAUCCGUAUUACCUGCUCUGUGGCAGCUGCAGAGAGAAGUACCUCAACAUGAAGAGCAAGAUUAAAGGACCACUGCCAGAGAGGUAUAAAGGUCAAGCGCCAGACCUGCUGGGAAAACAAGACAGUGUGUAUGAAGAAGACUGGGACAUGCUGGAUGUAGAUGAUGGCGAGCGUCUGACGGGUGAGGAGGAGUUUGAGAUGCUAUCGGCUCCGCUGGGUCUCAGUGAACGCAGAGCCGUCCCUGAGGCAGUUCAUUUUCCAGACACUGACCCCCUCGGAGCCUCGGUUGCCAUGGUUACUGCAACUAACAGCAUGGAGGAGACUCUACUGCAGAUAGGUUGCCAGAGCUCAGUGGAUAAGAGCUCAUCAGGUCGAUUGUCUCUGGGCGAGCAGGCAUCCAGUCUGCAGACAUCUGCCGAUCGUCUGGUGGCUCUGAAGAGAGUCACUGCAGCAGCACAAGUUCUGUUGGCCAGAACAAUGGUCAUGAGAGCACUGUCUCUGCUGUCAGUUAGUGGGUCUAGUUGCAGUCUGGCGGCUGGAUUGGAGUCUCUGGGCUUAACAGACAUUAGGACUCUGGUGCGUCUGAUGUGUUUAGCUGCUGCAGGUAGAGCCGGACUAUCCACGGGUCUUGCAUUAGGCCCUGGAUGCUCCGAGCGCCCACGAGGGGGCAGCAAGCCCACCAAACCCAUCUCCUGUUUGGCGUACCUCAGCACUGCCGUGGGAUGCCUGGCAUCAAACAGCACCAGCGCUGCCAAGCUCCUCGUCCAGUUGUGCACUCAGAAUCUGAUAUCAGCUGCCACAGGGAUGAAUCUGACAACAGUGGAUGAUCCUAUCCAGAGGAAAUUUCUGCCUAGUUUUCUAAGAGGUGUGGCUGAGGAAAACAAGCUGGUGACGUCACCCAAUUUUGUGGUGACUCAGGCAUUGGUGGCCCUGCUUGCUGAUAAAGGUGCCAGACUUCGACACGGUUACGACAAGGCUGAACUGGAAAAGAGAGCGAGGUUUAUGUCUCCUAUCUAUGCCCACCUUUCCUGUGCCCCCCUUGUUGUAGGGCCCUUGGAGCUGGCAAAUGCGCUGGCGGCGUGUUGCCUCUCGUCCCGACUCUCGUCGCAGCACCGCCAAUGGGCCACGCAACAGCUGGUGCGCACACUGGCCGCUCAUGACCGAGACAACCAGAGCCGUCCACAGACCUUUGCCGAUGUGGCAGGAGACCUGCGGAAGUGGACCACCUUUAGACUAGAGGCUAAUCAGAGCAGGGUGAUCACAUGUGGGUGGUGUAGCAAAAAAGGCCUCCUAGUCACCAGCGGGAAUGAUGGAACGGUCCGAUUUUGGAACGUGACCAAUAACCAGUACACUCUUCAGCAGACAUGCAUCUUUAACAAAGCCGAUGACACUGUGGAGGUGUCUUUGAGUAAUCUGGGAUCACCAGGCGAUCCAAACCUGGCUCCAGUGGCCUGGAGUGUCAGUGGGAAGUAUCUGGCUGCUGCCAUGGAGAAAGUUGUUAACAUCUGGCAAGUCAAUGGUGGGAAGGCCUCGUUGGAUCUGCAACCCUAUUGGGUGUCAGCAUUGGCUUGGCCGGAAGAAGAGGCGGCUUCCCUGUGGGGUGGGGAACCUCGAGAGCUGCUUUUGGUGGGUCGUAUGGAUGGGACGCUGGGCCUACUUGAGGUUUUGGAUGAUUCAGACCUGCAGAGAACUGAACUUCAACACUGCUUCAGGAAAGACGUGGCUGUGAUGCAAAUUGCAUGGUACAGUGAGGACCGUCCUUUCGCAGUUGGAUAUGCAGAUGGAAAGCUUCUGGUUGGUUCUAAGGAGCCCUUAGAAAAUGGAUCUGUGGUGGUCAUUGAUGCUCACAAGGAAAGUAUCAGUUCAUUGCGUUGGGCUCCGGGUGGACAAGUGUUGCUCAGCUGUGCCAAAGAGGAGAUUGUGCGUCUCUGGACGGGAUCGGGGACAGGUUUGAGCCAAAGUUGGGCUUGUCUGCAAAGCAUUACCCACCCUGCUGUUGUCAAUGCGGUUGUUUGGUGUAACCUGCCUGGUCAAGGACCUAAACCUCUCAACAUGUUUGCCACAUGUUGUCAGAAUGGUCUGGUAUCUGUGUGGACUGUACCACAGGACCCUUCAUCAUAUUCACAGUCCAGCACUGCCUGCCCUGAUGCAUGGUGGGAAACAGAAUCCAAGUCCAAACUGAUGCUGGACCCACAGCGGUGUGAAGGAGCACUGUGCGUAUUCCAGCUGCGAGGUCACAUGACUCCCGUUCGGACAGUGGCGUUCAGUCCAGAUGGGCUGGCACUGGUGUCUGGAGGGGUUGGUGGACUGUUGAACAUCUGGUCAUUACGGGAUGGAUCAGUGUUGCAGACUGUAGUUACUGGAUCAGGAGCUAUACACAACACUGUUUGGAUCCCUGAUGUAGGUGUGGCUAUCUGCUCCAAUCGCUCUAUGGAUGUGUUGGUGGUGAAUUGCUCAGCUGAGUUCAUGGCAACCAAUCAUGUGUUGGCAACCUGCCGCACGGCUCUAAAGAAACAGGGCGUUGUGGGAUUGAACAUGGCUCCAUGCAUGAGGGCCUUUCUGGAGAGACUUCCCAUCAUGCUUCAGGAGCAGUACGCAUAUGAGAAGCCUCACGUAGUUUGCGGUGAGCAGCUUGUUCACAGUCCUUACAUGCAGUGCCUUGCGUCUCUGGCGGUGGGUCUCCAGUUAGACGCUCUGCUGUGUCACCCACCCGUUCAACCUCACCUGGCCCACUGCCCACCUGAGCCUGGCACCACCACCUCGCCCUCCCCCGGCUCCUGGUCAAGCACUGAGUGGGCGUGGCUUCACUGCUUCUCCACCACUGUUAAAACGGCAGAGGCUCUCGCACGUGGAAUCACCUUUCCUGAGUCUUUUAUCGUACCGGAUCUGGAGCCCGUGGCCACGGACAAACUGGCACUGCUUAUGGAUAACAGCAAAUGGGUGUGUGGGGUGGAUGAGCAGAUCAUGUCUUGGGCCAUUUCCAGACCAGAAGACUGGCACCUCGGGGGAAAGUGUGACGUGUUUUUAUGGGGUGCUGGCAGGCAUGGGCAGCUUGCCGAGGCUGGGCGAAACAUUCUGGUGCCAACUCUCGCUCCCUCUUUCUCUCAAGCCCAGCAGGUGGUUUGUGGGCAGAACUGCACAUUUGUGAUCCAAGCCAAUGGAACGGUGUCUGCGUGCGGAGAAGGAAGUUACGGACGCCUCGGACAAGGAAAUUCAGACGAUCUACACGUCCUCACUGUCAUAUCAGCACUUCAAGGAUUUGUGGUGACUCAGCUGGUCACAUCUUGUGGGUCUGAUGGUCAUUCAAUGGCUUUAACUGAGAGCGGAGAGGUGUUCAGCUGGGGAGAUGGAGAUUACGGAAAACUCGGCCAUGGCAACAGCGACAGACAGCGCAGACCACGGCAGAUAGAAGCGCUACAGGGAGAGGAAGUGGUGCAGAUGUCAUGUGGCUUUAAGCACUCAGCUGUAGUGACUGCAGAUGGAAAGCUCUUUUCUUUUGGUAAUGGAGACUACGGCAGACUGGGGCUUGGUAACACAUCUAACAAAAAACUGCCAGAAAAAGUUAUUGCUCUGGAAGGUCACCAGGUUGGACAGGUUGCAUGUGGGUUGAAUCACACUCUGGCUAUAUCGGCUGAUGGAAUGAGUGUAUGGGCCUUUGGUGAUGGAGACUAUGGCAAACUGGGACUGGGAAACUCCACAGCCAAAUCAUCUCCACAGAAAGUGGAUGUUUUGUGUGGAAUUGGAAUAAAGAAGGUGGCAUGUGGGACUCAGUUCUCUGUUGCUCUAACCAAAGAUGGAAAUGUCUACACUUUUGGGCAGGAUCGUUUGAUUGGUCUGCCGGAGGGCCGAGCACGGAAUCAUAAUCGACCUCAGCAGGUUCCUGCUCUGAUGGGUGUGUUCAUGGAGGAUGUGGCUGUUGGGGCGGAGCACACACUUGCACUCUCAUCAACUGGAGAUGUUUAUGCCUGGGGGAGCAACUCCGAGGGACAGCUGGGCUUGGGCCACACCAACCAUGUCAGAGAGCCGACCCUUCUGACUGCUUUGCAGGGGAAUAACAUCCUACAGAUCUCAGCGGGACGCUGUCACAGUGCAGCAUGGACCGCACCUCCUGUACCGCCACGUGCUCCAGGUUCAUCAGUGCCUCUGCAGCUGGGUUUGCCCGUGUGUGUGCCUCCACAGUACAGUGCUUUAAGAGAGGUCAGUAUGGAGGCUCUGAGAGCCAGACUCCGUCUGCUCUACCACUUCUCUGACCUCAUGUAUUCUUCUUGGAGACUGCUCAAUCUCAGCCCCAACAACCAGAGCUGCACAUCACGCUAUAAUGCUGGAACGUGGGGUAUAGUCCAGGGUCAGUUGAGACCCCUGCUGGCCCCUAGAGUUUACACACUCCCCAUGGUGCGCUCUAUAGGGAAAACAAUGGUGCAGGGCAAGAAUUACGGACCGCAGAUCACAGUCAAAAGAAUUUCCACAAGGGGGAGGAAGUGUAAACCCAUCUUUGUCCAGAUUGCCAGGCAGGUUGUGAAACUGAACGCGUCAGAUUUGAGACUGCCAUCCCGUGCCUGGAAAGUAAAACUUGUGGGGGAAGGGGCAGAUGAUGCUGGAGGAGUGUUUGAUGACACAAUUACAGAAAUGUGUCAGGAGCUGGAGACUGGAGUGGUGGAUCUUCUUAUUCCUUCACCCAAUGCUGCAGCAGAGGCGGGCUACAACCGAGACAGGUUCUUGCUGAACCCCUCAGCCUGUCUGGAAGACCAGUUGUUGCAGUUUAAGUUUCUGGGGAUUCUGAUGGGAGUGGCCAUCCGCACUAAGAAGCCUUUAGACUUGCAUCUGGCUCCAAUGGUGUGGAAGCAGCUCUGCUGUAUUCCCCUGACCCUGGAGGACCUUGAGGAGGUGGAUCUGCUCUAUGUGCAGACCCUUAACAGCAUCUUGCACCUGGAGGACAGCGGCAUCACAGAGCAAAACUUCCAUGAGAUGAUUCCUCUGGAUUCAUUUGUUGGUCAAAGUGCAGAUGGAAAGAUGGUUCCCAUCAUCCCAGGUGGGAACAGCAUACCAUUGACCUUCUCUAACAGAAAGGAAUAUGUGGAACGUGCCAUUGAAUAUCGACUUCAUGAAAUGGAUCGGCAGGUGGCGGCGGUACGAGAGGGCAUGUCAUGGAUCGUCCCCGUUCCCUUGCUUUCCUUACUAACAGCACGGCAGCUGGAGCAGAUGGUGUGCGGGCUGCCAGAGAUCAGCGUUGAGGUUUUAAAGAAGGUGGUCCGGUACAGGGAGGUAGAUGAGCAGCAGCAGCUGGUGCAGUGGUUCUGGCAGACGCUGGAGGAGUUCUCCAAUGAAGAGCGAGUGCUGUUCAUGCGCUUCGUCUCUGGACGUUCCCGUCUGCCGGCCAACACUGCAGACAUCUCUCAGAGAUUUCAGAUCAUGAAGGUGGACCGGCCAUACGACAGUCUUCCCACCUCUCAGACGUGUUUCUUCCAGCUCCGCCUCCCUCCUUACUCUAGCCAAUCGGUGAUGGCGGAGCGGCUGCGUUACGCUAUUAAUAACUGCCGUUCUAUUGAUAUGGACAACUACAUGUUGUCCCGCAACGUGGACAAUGCAGAGGGGUCGGAUACAGAUUACUGACAUCCCAAACUUACACAAGCACAUGGACUUUGUUUAGGAUUCGGUGCAGGCUUUUAUGAUUUUUAUGAUUCAAAAACAUUUUCACGAAAACAUCUUAAACACAUAAUUCAGUGUUUUUAUUUUCACAUUUUGUUUUUAGCAGAACAUGAAUGGGCAGUACAAUUUGUUUACACACAACACACAGACGUGUUUUUUUUUCUCUUUCGCCACUAUUUUUUGGCUCUGCCUUUUUUCAGAAUAUUCUGCAUGAAAUUGAUUCAUUUUAGAAUAUGUAUAGAAUAAUGGAGAAAAGAAUAUUGUACAUUAUGUAUAAUGCUUCAUUAGGAAAUUGUUUUACAUGAGUAUCUGUAUUUAUUUGAAUUUUGAAAAGCCUAAACCAGGUUUCUUAUGUCAGAUGCAAUACAUGUUUCCAUCUAACCUGCCUGUUAUCUGUUUCAUUGAAGCCAAGCCUGAAGCAACAAAUGAAAAAAAGUGGUUCUUUUUAGACGUUUCAUGAUAAAUGUUCAAACAGUU
Molecule: messenger RNA, 15362 nt
Organism: Triplophysa dalaica
Lineage: Eukaryota; Metazoa; Chordata; Actinopteri; Cypriniformes; Nemacheilidae
Gene: herc1
Product: HECT and RLD domain containing E3 ubiquitin protein ligase family member 1
Exons: 78
Coding region: 204-14849 (4881 amino acids)
Molecular function (GO): ubiquitin-protein transferase activity; protein binding
Source: RefSeq, a predicted model, not a curated record